AUGGCCACGCUCCUCCGCAGCAAGCUGUCCAACGUGGCCACCUCGGUGUCCAACAAGUCCCAGGCGAAGAUGAGCGGCAUGUUCGCCAGGAUGGGCUUCCAGGCGGCCACCGACGAGGAGGCGGUGGGCUUCGCUCACUGCGACGACCUGGACAUGGAGCACCGGCAGGGGCUGCAGAUGGACAUCCUCAAGUCCGAAGGCGGUGAGGAGGGCGGCGAGCAGCCCCUGGAGGGGGACAUCCAUUACCAGCGGGACGGCACCGGGCCGCUGCCGCCCUCCGCCUCCAAGGACGCAGGGGUCUGUUCCGAGCUGUCCGGGCAGGGCAAGCCCAAGAUCACGGCGUGGGAGGCGGGCUGGAACGUCACCAACGCCAUCCAGGGGAUGUUUGUGCUGGGCCUGCCCUAUGCUAUCCUUCAUGGUGGAUACCUAGGACUCUUUUUAAUAAUUUUCGCUGCGGUGGUUUGCUGCUACACUGGGAAAAUCCUUAUUGCCUGUCUUUACGAAGAGAAUGAGGAUGGGGAGAUAGUCAGGGUGAGAGACUCCUACGUGGACAUAGCAAACGCGUGCUGCGCGCCUCGCUUCCCCACGCUGGGGGGCAGAAUUGUGAAUGUGGCUCAGAUCAUUGAACUGGUCAUGACCUGCAUCCUCUACGUGGUGGUCAGUGGGAACCUGAUGUACAACAGCUUCCCUAACCUGCCCGUAUCCCAGAAGUCGUGGUCCAUUAUUGCCACAGCCGUUCUCCUGCCUUGCGCGUUCUUGAAGAACCUGAAGGCAGUCUCCAAGUUCAGCUUGCUCUGCACGUUGGCCCACUUUGUGAUCAACAUCUUGGUGAUCGCCUACUGCCUCUCCCGGGCACGCGACUGGGCGUGGGACAAGGUCAAGUUCUACAUAGAUGUGAAGAAGUUUCCCAUCUCCAUUGGCAUCAUUGUCUUCAGCUACACCUCCCAGAUCUUUCUGCCUUCCCUGGAGGGGAACAUGCAGAACCCCAAGGAGUUCCAUUGCAUGAUGAACUGGACACACAUAGCAGCUUGCAUCCUUAAAGGACUCUUUGCCUUGGUCGCCUAUCUGACCUGGGCUGACGAGACCAAGGAGGUCAUCACAGACAACUUGCCAUCCACCAUUAGGGCAGUAGUCAACAUUUUCUUGGUGGCCAAAGCCUUGCUCUCCUACCCCUUGCCGUUUUUUGCAGCUGUGGAGGUCCUGGAGCGAUCCCUUUUCCAGGAUGGAAACAGGGCGUUCUUCCCCAACUGCUACGGAGGUGACGGGCGGCUCAAGUCCUGGGGGCUCACUCUCAGGUGUGCCCUGGUGGUGUUCACCCUGCUCAUGGCUAUCUACGUCCCGCACUUUGCCCUCUUGAUGGGUCUCACUGGGAGCCUCACUGGUGCGGGUCUCUGUUUCCUGCUCCCCAGUCUUUUCCACCUCAAGCUCUUGUGGAGGAAGCUCUUGUGGCACCACGUCUUCUUUGACGUCGCCAUUUUCGUUAUAGGAGGGAUCUGCAGUGUCUCCGGGUUCAUCCACUCUUUAGAAGGCCUCAUAGAGGCAUUUAGAACCAAUGCUGAAGACUAA
This is a messenger RNA of Centrocercus urophasianus (Greater sage-grouse), 1566 nucleotides long. It is a transcript of the gene SLC32A1, whose product is annotated as solute carrier family 32 member 1. The record is from RefSeq and is a predicted model, not a curated record. Bases 1 to 1566 code for a protein of 521 amino acids. Gene Ontology annotation, molecular function: amino acid transmembrane transporter activity. Gene Ontology annotation, biological process: amino acid transmembrane transport. Gene Ontology annotation, cellular component: vacuolar membrane. NCBI's taxonomy places the organism in Eukaryota, Metazoa, Chordata, Aves, Galliformes, Phasianidae. The transcript has 2 exons.